AUGCCCCUCACAACCCUCUACCUCCUCUCCCUCGCCCCCAACACCUCCAUCUCCCAAUACCUCCGCGCCCUCAAUUCCUACCCCGUCAAACCCCUCAUCACAGCCAAACCCGUCCGAUGGAUCAUCACACCCGAAAAAUUCUCUCCAGAACUCCUCGAAACCACGUGGGAUCUCUUUCUCAUCCUUGACCCUUCUACCUCUUCUUCUUCCUCUCCUUCUCCACCAAAAAUCCCACAAACUUAUCUCGGAAAAGACUGGAUAAAAAAUUCCUGGACUCUGACAGCAGGAAUUCCAUCUUCGCUUUUACAAGAUUUCUCACAGAAGAAUUCUCGCCUUUUAUAUCCUCAAGAGAACAAUACCACUCUUCCGAACUUUACAGGAUCCCUUCAAAAUCCUCUCCUAGCAGACUCUAGUCAAAAAUUAGAAUUAUCCCCAGAUUUACUAGAUUGGAGUCAAAAAUUCUCUUCUUCCUCUUCCUCCUCCUCCUCUUCGACUUCUUCCUCUUCCUCCUCUUCGAGGCCCGGCCAAAAUGGGGCAGUGAGCAUGUUGAAUUUACUAGCUUUUUGGCCCGGAAAAGAGGCACAUGAGAGUUAUUUGCAAUAUGGAAAGGCGUUUGGAGAGAGUAUUGGGAAGAGGAGGGGAGGGAAAGCGAAGAUUGUGGGGAAAGUGGUGAGGCAGGAAGGAGAAGGAGAUCAUCAGGAUGGGUGGUGGGAUGAGGUGGCUUUGGCGCAUUAUCCGACCAUUCAUCAUUUCACCGAUAUGCUGGCAAGUGAGGAUUAUCAAAAAGUGAAUCACGAAUUCAGACUACCGGCUUUGAAAGAUACAUGCAUUCUGUGCACGACAGAACUCGAUUCAGAGCUCAGUAUUGAUGAGGCGAAACUGUAGGAUCAGAAAAAAAAAGAGUCUUUUAUUCGCUCAGCUGCAGCCGCCGCCACCACAUCCACCGCAACCGCCUCCUGCAAAUAAAUGUUAGCGAUCGAAUUUGCAGAAUGGUGAAGCACAUUUCGACUUGCCGCCGCCGCUCGUGCCGCCACCACCACUCGAG
Sphaerulina musiva SO2202 is the source of this 1045-nucleotide messenger RNA. RefSeq lists its product as uncharacterized. The record is from RefSeq and is a predicted model, not a curated record. The transcript is spliced from 3 exons. Bases 1 to 885 code for a protein of 294 amino acids. NCBI's taxonomy places the organism in Eukaryota, Fungi, Ascomycota, Dothideomycetes, Mycosphaerellales, Mycosphaerellaceae.